AUGCAGCCAAUACAGCCAGUCGGCGAGUACGACCUACACCGGAUACCACCUCCCUCAGGCCCAGGCGCUGGACCCCCACAACGCCCCGGGCAAUACCGCGGUGGAGGAGGCCGACACCGAGGAUCGAACCCGGGACCUCACGGAGGCAUACCCGCUAUAGUGAUCCCCGGGAUCGGGCAAUUACCGCCCAUCCCGCCGCACGUGGUCAAGUUCAUCCGCAAAUUUGGGCCGUUGAUCUUGAUCAUCACGCUGCUGUUCGCCGUGCAGUACCUGCUCCUGUCGAUCUACAUGAACGUGCGGCGAAUCAAAUAUGACGUAAAGGAACAGUGCGCGUCGCUCCAGGCGGAUCUGAAUCUGACGGCGUGGGGGCACAUGGAGGGCGUGCGCAACGAGAACUGGCGGCAGCACCGCAUGGUGGGACGUGGCACGUACGGAUUGGUCCAGUGGUCCGCGUAUCGAAUCCAGGAAGGCGUGGUGGUGGGAGUAGGGUUUGGCGCGACACUGCUGCGACCGCACAGGAAGAUCACAUCGUGCACGUGGCACGGGGCGGACGGGGUGACAAUACUGGGCGACCCAUCGCUGCACUACCCGCGGGACGAGCCGCACGAGCAGUACGAAACCAUCGUCAUUCGCUGCGACCUGCGCGGCAAGGUGGUUACCAACCUCGGCGGUUACCUCGUGGUGGGAAUCGACAACGAGCAUAUAAUCCUGUACCGGGAGGAUCGGGAUUCGCCGACCCACGCGCUGCUCUCCACGACCCACCCGUACCGAGCCUCUUUCUGCACGUACCCGAUUGCCGACCCUGUGGAUGGGGCGAGGCUGCGCGAUUGGCUGCAUGUGCACCGGGCGUAUGGAGCGGAGCACGUGAUUGGGUACGAUGCGGGCGGCGUGGACCGGGCGGCGUUGCGUGAAGUGAAGGAGUUUCUGGACGAGAAGUUUCUGGAGGUGCUGCCGAUGAGAGACGUGGUGCACUUCCGGGUGCAAGCGCAGGGAAAGCUCAUGGCAAUGCACGAUUGUCUGUACCGCUCAACACUCACCGCUUCCUGGGUCCUGUUUCUAGACUGGGACGACAUCCUCCACAUCAUCUCGCCGCCCUCCCUCUCGGAGCUCCUCUCCCAGCAUCGCAACGUGCCCUGGCUGUCAUACGGCUGCCAAGUCUGGGGCACCAAAUUGUGCAUGGGAACAAAGGUCAGCAGUCGCACCAAGGGCCUGAUGCCCCAGGAGAGGAUGCUGUGGCACUGGCCGCACUUCCUGUGCUCUGAGGGCGACCCUCCUGUGGAGGCUAACUUUUGCCCGGGGACCCGAGGGCACCGCUACAUCAUGGCCAAUACUGGCAAGGGCGACCCUCCUGUGGAUGCCAACUUCUGCCAGGGGACUCGAGGGCACUGCUACAUCAUGGCCAAUACUGGCAAGGUGUUCUUGAUGGGGGAGAACGAGGUGGUCGAUCCAAGAACAGGAGGGGUAGACCUGUCAGAGGAGUCGGUGCGGCACGAGCGGUUCGAGAACGUGCACAAGAGGGCCUUAUCUAUCCUGACACCCCUGUACUGCCCUCCCUGGCAGGUGUUCCUGAUGGGGGAGAACGAGGUGGUCGAUCCAAGAACAGGAGGUGUAGACCUGUCAGUGGAGUCGGUGCGGCACGAGCGGUUCGAGAACGUGCACAAGAGGGGCGCGGACAUGGAUUGGUGCUCGGAGGUGUAUGGGGAGAAGGAUACUGUUGAGUGGUGGGUGAAGGACGGGACCAUGCAGACCCGCCUGGAGGUCAUUCGCAAGAAGGUGUAUUCCAAGGAGAAAAGAUGA
Molecule: messenger RNA, 1797 nt
Organism: Closterium sp. Naga37s-1
Lineage: Eukaryota; Viridiplantae; Streptophyta; Zygnematophyceae; Desmidiales; Closteriaceae
Source: the annotation of a GenBank genome assembly